Molecule: messenger RNA, 1152 nt
Organism: Paraphaeosphaeria sporulosa
Lineage: Eukaryota; Fungi; Ascomycota; Dothideomycetes; Pleosporales; Didymosphaeriaceae
Exons: 4
Coding region: 1-1152 (383 amino acids)
Source: RefSeq, a predicted model, not a curated record
AUGGAUUCCUCUUUUGCCGCGAUCUACGCCCACCCACCAGAUCCGAACGAUCUAAAACCGAUAUACAACAAAGCGGGUACCAUCUAUGGCGCAACGCUGCCCUUCCACGUUCUCACAUGGAUAGCUGUUGCCUUUCGCGUCUAUAUGCGAUAUCGGGUCGUGCGCGCGCCAGGCUGGGAUGACUUACUGAUCACAAUCAGUGGUGUGUUCAACCUGGUGGCGCUGGUAGCUUUCUAUGGCUGUUUCCAUUUUGGCCUCGGUAAACACUUAUACUACGUUGACCAGAACGAUUUCGUUACGCUGUUCAAGUUCCUCUACAUCCAACAUGCGGCCUACUACACAUGCGCUGGUGUUGUUAAGCUCUCGUUGCUCUGUCAAUAUCUGCGACUCUUCCAAAAGGGCAUUGUUCGCCAGAUAUGCAUUGUACUCCUGGGACUGACUAGCCUUUGGACAUUCUUCUGGUUCUUCCAAGGCUGGUUCCCAUGCUUUCCUGUCUCGGGCUUCUGGGACCGAGCACGAGUUCCGCCAGCCAAAUGUUGGGGCACAGGUUUCGGCAACAUAGAAGACUCCCUCGCCGCUUUUGUGGCUUUCGCUGCGUCAAAUAUGAUGCUGGACACGAUAAUAUUCUUCUUGCCAAUGACGCUAUAUUUUAAGCCUUCAACUACAGGUCCAAGACAAGUUCUUGCGCUUCUCAUGCUCUUCCUGCUGGGUUCAGUUGUUCUUCUCAUGUCUGUCCUUCGGCUCUGGACGGCAGUACGCCACAAUAGAUUCGACGCAACCUCGCUAGAUUUCACAUGGUGGUACCCUCUCACCAUGAUCCUAGCUUCUCUAGAAAUCGACUUCGCCAUUAUUUGCGCCUCUAUUCCGAUUUUCUGGCCUCUCAUCGCCAGCGCGCUUCCACAGAUAUUCGUCACAAAAGAAGUGCGGGUGACACAUCACCAACGUCUGCCAGAUAGUACGAACGCAGAUUACGAGCUAGACAGGACGUACUCUAUCAAGAGUAGCGGCGGGGACAGCCAAGAGAAUUUGAGAGAAUUGCACGAGCAGCCGAAAACAGACUACAAUGAUCCAUUCGUUGUUGAGCAUGUCACGGGCAAGCUCGAAAAUAAUGCGCAGAUAGUCAGCGAAAAGCAGAAGAAACGCCGGAAAUAG